AUGUCUACUUCAGCGAAGGUGCUCUGCCAUUCGCUGUUCAUCCUCGCAGUUGCAGCGUUAGUGCAAAGAGAAGCCCCAACAUCUAGUGAACAAGAAGUGGCGCUCGACGAUCUCCGAGUAGCGAAUCAUGCACAGAAAAUUGUAGGCGAUAAAAGUACAGCUGCAGGACAUGAGAACCAUUCGAUUCCACAGGAGAAACCGACUGCACAGAAAGAAGUAGAAAUAGUAGCCGGCGAGCACACAGAUAGAAACGUAGCUCCUGCUGCACACCACAUCAAGUCGCUUGAGCAGGAUCAGUUAGACGACGACGCAUCAGAAGAACAACAGUCCACUCCUCAGUCAGCAUUGCUUCUAGAGGUGGCUCAGAAGGAAGGAUCGGCUCCACAGCAUCCUUGCGUGCAAACAUUGACGACGCAAGUUUCAGAUCGCGCGAUAAAGACGCUCAUAAUGUUAUGGCGUGGCUCUUUGAGUAGUGCGAAGACUACUGGGCGUGGAGUGCUAAGUCUAAUGUCGGAGCGCCACAAGAUGAAUAAAAAGCAAGUGCCUUCGUCUUUAUCCGCCUCGUCAUCUAACACGUCCUCCUCAUCCUCUAACAGCAAGAGGAUGAGGAGGACGCGUAAGAUGCUGUUAGUAGAUGAGGAGUAGAACGAACUAAUGUCGGAGCAGUACUAACUAAUGUUGCAGUACGUAGGAGAUGAAAAAGAAUAGUACUCUUAUAAUUCGUCUGUGGUCUUGAUCCUCUUUAUAGUCUACCCUAUUCAGAACAUGUCCUCCUCAUCCUCUAACAGCAACAGCCAAUCUCGUCGACUCUUCGACGCAAGAGCGGAGCCUGUUGGACGCGUUAGUGCGAGCACUGAUACACCUGCCGUUUGGCACUAGAUUGGAAGUGGGUGGAAGUAGCAGUUUGAUGGAGAAGGAGAAAGCACAAGCAGACGUGUUGUCUGGUCUUGCACCUUUGAUAGCCGUGGAUUGUUUCAAGGAGGCCCCAGAUAGUCUAGCUGGGACGGAGAGCUUGACGAAAAAUUAUGGUAGUAUGACAACUUUUCGUCAAGCUCUCCGUCCCAGCUGCUACGGAGAGCUUGACUACUAGAAACCUGUCAACAUGAUCUUCCCACCAGCUCUACCCUACGACCCUCUUCCCCGUUCCUCCUCUAAUCCCAUAGUCUAGCUGGGACGGAGAGCUUGACGAAAAAUUAUGAUUGAUCAUCCACUGCUCUACUUAUUUUUUCGUCAAGCUCAUUCAACAAGAAGUAGUAGAUCUAGUAGAGGAACUUGACGACGUAGACACCUCUCUCUGAGUUUGAAGGAGGUGAUAGUGUCGUGUAGCGAAUGGACAUCAAAUACCAUCUGUCGCGAAGCUCGAAACGUAUAUGCAUCGUCUACCUCAUUAGUUGAAGAUCUCCGGAAGAAGGACAAGAAGAAAGUCCUCGACUGUUUUGUUGUAAGAAGUACACGAAAGACAACGCCUCGUCUUGGUAGUAUCUAAGACUACUAGAAACCUGUCAACAUCUUCCCACCAGCUCUACCCUACCCUCUUCCCCGUCCCUCCUCUAAUCCCAAGAAGUGAAAUCCUGGGAGGAAGAGAUGCUGAAAUAUUUGCAGUGCACAAGGAGGAAAGGGGAUAUGAUAUCCCACUGGCUGCGGACAUUGCAGAGAGACGUUCUAGAUCGAGUGGAGCGUCUGGCAAAGGACUGCAAGGCAUUGCAAUUGACGCCUUCGGUACUCAUGCUUUACUGAGGGAUUUAGAUUUAGACCUCGUCUCUUCGUGCAACUUCAGUGUAGAUGUGAAAACUUGUUGUUCAUUGUCUACGUUCGGUUUCCAAGCUCUUCUACGAUGGAUACGCAGUAUUUUAUGUGCAUGUCUGCUACGACUUUGGUAUGGAUGUUUUUUCUCCAAGGAUACCAACCCACCUGGCUACAUGUACAUCUACCCUCCUAACUUAUUUUCCGUACUCCACCAGUUAGACUCCGAUCAAUUCUCCGCACUCGUUUUGACUACGCAAAAGCAACUUACAAGGGUAGAAGAGGACGACCUACCUGCGUUGGACUCUGAAAUUCGGGAUGUCUCUAGUUCCGCUGACUGGGUCAAUACCGAAAUGAGCAAUGCGUAUUUGAAGCUGACGGAGUCGAAAGCUAUGCCAAAUCCAGAGUGAUAAGUUCAUCCACAGAUGAAUAAGUUCGAAAUUAUCAAGUCCUCUCAGUGUCAGUCUUAUUCUUUCGGAAUAUCUUUCCCACAACGAAAGUGAGAAAUUAGGGCACCACAACGAGCGCAUCCCUCUUCUAACAAAAAGCGGCAGAUUCAAGGAGACGAAACGUUUGAAAAACGCGCUGGCGUUUUGACGAACAAGAUGUUUGCGGUUUAUGGCCUCAUCGCCAUGUUCGCACUUGCGACUUGCUUGUGCUUCCUCAGUGCAGCUUCUAGUGAGCCACCAUCCAAAGGAGAAGGCUCUUUUCCUCAAAGUCGAAGUCCUCAGCAACAAGGUGGUGGAGGUGGACGACCCUCACCUUCAGGUAUGACGUCUUCACAACAAUGGAUAACAGGAAACAUGCCAAGACAAAUGAACUUUGCUUCAAGAGUUGCUGAGGACCUAGUAAUGGGACCUGCGGCUGUUGUUGGACAAGAACAGCAAACGGGACACCAGCAACCGGUGAAGGGAAUGCACCACACAGCAGGGCAACAUCACCAUCAUACAAGUAUUUCUCCUAGUGGACCAUCAUCGGCAAAUCCGAUACCCACGACUGCCACUGCAGUCCCUGUUGCAGCAAUGGCACCCACUGCGGUAGCGCCUUCUGGUGGGAAUGGUGCGCCAACUCCUGCUGGAACAACGCAGCAUAAUGGAGGACCAUCAGGACCAUCGUCCGCACCACCAUCAGGAGCAGCGCAGCAAGGGGCAACUGCAACACCAGGAUCGUGACGCUGUCCUGUCCCACAAAUGGCAUUCCAAGAGCCUUAAAAUUGUUCACGAUCCUGUGACUAUCUUCAAAAUUAGCUCUCCAAGAACGCAUACUCAGAAUCAAAAACAAGCAAUGUUGAAUUCUAGUAC
Messenger RNA from Amoebophrya sp. A25, 3044 nucleotides. The record is from the annotation of a GenBank genome assembly. Lineage: Eukaryota; Dinophyceae; Syndiniales; Amoebophryaceae.